This is a messenger RNA of Zophobas morio, 5057 nucleotides long. RefSeq names its product ATPase family AAA domain-containing protein 2-like. Bases 126 to 4370 code for a protein of 1414 amino acids. Gene Ontology annotation, cellular component: nucleus. Gene Ontology annotation, molecular function: ATP binding; ATP hydrolysis activity; chromatin binding. Lineage: Eukaryota; Metazoa; Arthropoda; Insecta; Coleoptera; Tenebrionidae. The record is from RefSeq and is a predicted model, not a curated record. The transcript has 18 exons. Gene Ontology annotation, biological process: positive regulation of transcription by RNA polymerase II.
UUCGGUUGGCAUCCAUGUUUCGUACAAGACGUGAAUGGCAGUUUGUGUAUUGUUCAUUGUCCCAAAUUUUAGAAGAAAAACAACAUAGAAAAUAGUUUUUUAACAGAAAUUCUGUCGGUGGUGUGAUGGUGAAUACACGUCGUAUGGAGUCAAUUGGCUCAACGCCAGACAUCACAACACAGCAUCGUACAGGGAAAACGGUUCGAGAAGAGUUGGACUCCUCGAGUGUGAGUGACAGCGAGGACUCGCAGAGCGAAGACACCGCUUGGGAGUCAGGGACCAAACGAAAGAGCAUUCUACCAAAACAGGAGCCAUCUCGAGGGUUGGGUGUUAGAGAAUUGCGGAGUCGAUUUGUUUAUAGUCAAAGAAAAUAUUCUUCCAGUUUACGGAGCGACGAUUUAAACACACGUAAACGAAUAUCGCUUGAUGAGAGACACUCUCUUACGGUUUAUUCAUCCAGGAAUAUGCACAAUGAUUCAGAUUUAUACAAUGGAAAUGAUUCUGAUGAUGAUAUGUAUUCGAGAAAACGACGUCGACCACGUCACUUAAGGUCACAUUUGGAUAGGAUUGAACGCAGGACCGCCUUGUCUUUACGGCCUAUCAGUCAGAAAUGUUACGCAGACUCGCUUUCAGACACGGAACUGCGUCGCAGCAAAAGACAGCGCAAAGUCCAGUUCGAGAACAUGUCAUGGCUGGCUGACGACCAAAUGCACAAAAUGGGUUACCCGAAUCUGAACACGCCCGGAUACUCGGAGGAAGACAGCCGCGACGCCCAAGACGUGAUAGAAGAGCCCAGAAGGACCACCCGGCACUCGAACGACCUCAACAGCAAUAAACGUCGCGAAAUAAAAAAUCCCAAAUACCUAUACGACUACGAAACAAACGACGUACCUCCAAGGCGGCGAAGGAGCGAACAGUCGCUCCUGCGGUCCAACGAACGAACCAAAAGAGAACUGAAGAGCCGGCGCGAAUCCAACGACAAAGAGAACAACGAAGAGGCGAACGUGAACGGUCGCUCGCACGAAAGGUCGCGGAGAGGACCCGGGGUGGGGGACGAGGACAGCGAGAAGAAGAGCGACGACACGGCCGAAGAUGACUCGAACGACAGUUCGAACAAAAUACAACAGAACGGCAUCGAGGCGAUCGAGGAGGAGAACAAAGAGGUGGAGAAUAAUGAGGAAAACAAGUCUUCAGAGAGCGAUAUUUUGUCGAAGAUGCACGCCAAUAGGAAAGCGGCCGAUCAGAUCGAGGUAAACGACAGCUUUACGCGGAGGUCCAAGAAGGCGAAGUCGUUUGGUAAGCGGAGGAGCGGAGGAAGUUCGAAGUUUGAUAGCGAAAAACUUGAUUUGGAUAGUACGAGUUCCGAGUCUGAGUCGGUGAGGAAAGGGUAUUCGUUGAGGAAUCGGGCGCCGAAGCCGCCUCCAAUGAAAUCGUCGGCGAUGCGAUCAAUUGAUCUUCCCAGAAAUAGAAGGCGUCAUACUAGACGCAGGAAAGUUUCUGAUUCUAGUUCUAGCACUUCGUCGGAGACGGAUGUCCGAAAGGAAAAAUACUCUAAAAACCCCAAAAAUCAACAUUCCAAAAAUGAACAAAAGAUGAAAUCCGGUGCUGGCGGUAGUAAAAUCAUUCCCAUUGGUCCCGAGACGUUAGAUGCCAAUGUUAGGUUUAGUAGUAUAGGAGGGUUGGACGGUCAUAUUCAGUGUCUCAAAGAGAUGAUUUUAUUACCCAUGAUGUAUCCGGAAGUGUUUAGGCAGUUUAAAAUUCAGCCACCCAGAGGUGUUCUGUUUCAUGGUCCGCCAGGUACUGGUAAAACUUUAAUCGCACGAGCUUUGGCAAACGAGUGUAGUUUUGGCGGCCGGAAAGUCUCUUUUUUUAUGCGUAAAGGGGCGGAUUUACUUAGCAAAUGGAUAGGUGAAUCGGAAAAACAGCUCAGACUAUUGUUUGAACAAGCCGCAGAAUUGCAACCUUCCAUAAUUUUCUUCGAUGAAUUAGACGGAUUAGCACCGGUCAGGUCUUCCAGACAAGACCAAGUCCACGCUAGUAUCGUAUCGACCUUACUAGCACUAAUGGAUGGUCUUGACAACCGAGGCGAAGUGAUAGUAAUAGGAGCAACAAACCGAAUCGACGCCAUCGAUCCAGCCCUCAGACGACCGGGAAGAUUCGAUAGAGAAUUAUUCUUCCCUCUUCCCGUUAAACAGGAACGGGAAGCCAUCCUGAAAGUGCACGUUUCUCAGUGGUCGACUCCUCCAAGCGAGCAACUCGUGUCUUACUUAGCAGAAACGGCAGUGGGUUAUUGCGGGUCGGAUCUGCGGGCGUUGUGCUCAGAAGCUGUAAUCCAAGGGUUUAGAAGAACUUACCCGCAAGUAUAUAACGCGGAUCAUAGGUUGAUGUUAGAACCGGAAAACGUGAAGGUGGAGAAGGUCGAUUUCUUGCGGGCGAAAUCUCUACUAGUGCCUGCUUCUCACAGGGUAACUCAAGGCUUAGGGCGGAAACUGUUACUGAUGUUGGAACCUUUGUUGAGCGAUGCCGUGAAAAACGUGUUCGAGAUUUUGGCGCAGUCGUUCCCGCAUGCCCUCAAUCCCACGCUUUCCAAGGUUAAGUUGUCGCCAAAUAUGAGGCCAGCUCAGUUGCUCCUUUUAGGAGAAAGUCCCGACUGUGGUCAAACCCUGCAUUUAGCACCUGCGGUAUUGUACAAAAUGGAACAUAUUCAUUCUUAUAUGUUAGACUUAGCUACUCUGUAUAAAGAAACAGGCCGUUCGGCGGAAGAAGCUCUCAUUCAAGUAUUUAGCGAAGCCAGAAGGAACGUCCCAAGUGUGAUCUACAUUCCAAACAUUGAUAACUGGUGGUCUCUUGUUAGUGAAACCGUUAAAUCAAUUUUAGAUGCGCAGUUGUCACAGUUGGACCCCAACAUACCCAUAUUACUUUUGGCCACCGCGGACACCACCUACGAUAAUUUGCCCGAUGAAAUUCAGAACAUAUUUUCGCGCUACCGCAAAGAAGUGUACCAGUUGGAUUUACCCAACGACUGCAAUCGUGAAGCCUUUUUCAAACCCUUGCUAAUCGACACGUGUUUGAAGUCUCCACGACCCCGUCGACAAAGACCGAAGACUCCGCCCCCUCUUCCGAAGGCUUGUACGCCGCCACCGACACCCCUAACCGAGGAACAAAUGAGAAAGUUAUAUGAACAAGAGGAACACACUCUCAGGGAGCUUAGGAUAUUUUUAAGGGAUAUUUGUAAAAAGUUAGCCAAUAACAAAUUAUUUUAUAUGUUUACUAAACCCGUGGACACUGAAGAAGUGCCUGAUUAUCCAACUAUUAUCAAACAGCCGAUGGAUCUGGAGACGAUGAUGACCAAAGUCGACUUCCAUCGCUACGAAUGUGCCAAAGAUUUUCUGAAAGAUAUAGAACUUAUCGUCCAGAACGCCCUAGAAUACAAUCCCGCCAAAACAUCCGCAGACAAGCAGAUACGUCACCGAGCUUGUUCACUACGUGACUACGCCUACACGCUAAUCAAGAAUGAGAUGGACAGCGACUUCGAGGAUAAAUGUCAAGAUAUAUCGUGCAAAAGACAAGUGCGGAAAGCCAGCGUCCAGAAAUAUUUACCAGCGUAUAUUCAGACACCAGAAACUCUUAAUCUCGCUCAAGAAACCGCAGAGGCAGCGGAGAAGCCCGCGGAAGCAGUCGAAGAAACUCCCGUCGUGAACGACGAAUCGAAACCCAAAGCGGAAGACAAGAGUGAAAGUACUCCGGUCAGGGUGAACAGUUCGAGGAAACGGAAACUGCCGAGCUGGCAACGAGGUCAUUUGAAGAAGCGGAAGAGGAAUAGUAAAACGUCGGAAGGUCCGCAACCGGACGACGAAAAGAAGGAUUCUUCGGACGAUUCGAAAGAGAUCUCGACGUGUCCGUUGAUCCAAGGGGUGUCUGAACCCGAAGAGACGUCGAAUUUUGACGUUUUGACCAUUAAUUGUGAUGAACAGCCUGUCAAGGAUGAUCCGGAACUGCAAUCUCCCCGUCGUAGGUUAAGUGAUUUGAUGAGUCCGUCAGAGCUGUUAGAAAACCCGCUGGAGUUUGACGACAUCGAUGAGGCCUUAAAUGAAAACGUCGAAGAAGUUUCAACCAUGCCUCUGGUCGACUGCCCUCAAAAGGAGCUCGAAAAAAUCCUGGAACAGGCUGUAAUGAUAACGAGCGGUUGUUCGCUGCAACCGCUGCUAGAUUUGUAUAAUCAUUUAAGUAGGAUAGUUAAGAAGUUCUCCAACAGUCACCUCAGAAGCGAACUACCGAAGGAAUUAACGGCAGAGUUAACCAGGUUCAAAAAUGAGGCCAGUUUGGAAUCAGUUAGUGAGAGGAGUCCAUCUUCAAAUCAAUCAUCAUAACGUAUUAUUUAUUAUAUCAUUGAUCAUCACUGCCACUGAAGGAUUUUUUAACUGUUAAGAUUACUACUAAGUUUAAAGUUAGCAGUAUUUAACAUUCUUUGUGUUCCCUAAUAAACGAACUGGUUUUGUUUAAAGGCGUGGUUACUUAGUAGGUCGGUCCGAUAGUUUACUUUUCCCGGCAACCAAAGAAGUGGGUAUACACACUGCCAUGGGGUAAGGCUGAAGAUUUUCUCUUUUUUAUUAUUAAAAGAAUAUAGUUCAAUUUUAUUCGCAUCUGUAUAUGUAUGUGCCUUCAUAAGGUAUGGUAUAGAUCUAGAUGUGUACAAGAUUCUUACUCUCAAUUUCUUCCUGUAAGUAGGCUGCGGUUUGUUAUUUAUUGUGUAUAAAAGUACGGAGAUUAACUAAUAAAGUUUCGUUAAAUAGAUGUAUAAGCACUUAUGGGAAGCAAUUGUUUCAUACGCACCCAAAUAUUUAAAUAAAAUGUAUUUUAAAAUACCGUUUCAUGUAAUAUAAAGAAUAUCUACGUUACUUUGUCUUUAAGGUGUUUCGUGUCCUUUUUUUAUGUGUUUCAUUAUAUUGUGAAUUUUCUAUUUUAGUUAAUUUUUUUGUCAUGGACUGGUGGCAUGAAUGCAUCAGUUGAGAAGUUAAAAUGUCUGAAUUUUGUUUAUAAUAAAUUAGUAAAACGUU